Condylostylus longicornis is the source of this 4385-nucleotide messenger RNA. RefSeq names its product neuroligin-4, Y-linked (gene Gli). The record is from RefSeq and is a predicted model, not a curated record. Gene Ontology annotation, cellular component: septate junction; cell surface; tricellular tight junction. NCBI's taxonomy places the organism in Eukaryota, Metazoa, Arthropoda, Insecta, Diptera, Dolichopodidae. The coding region runs from base 630 to 3578 and encodes 982 amino acids. The transcript is spliced from 7 exons.
UUUAUAUUUUAGUUUAAAAAACACUUGAACAAUUUAUAUUAGUUUCUAGGUAUAUUGGUUACUUUACUAAACUAUGAUGUCUCAAAGUAGGAAUCGAAUUACUCAAGCCACUUGCAAGUGUAUAUGUAUGUAUGUAUACGUAUAUGAUAUAAAAACAAUUUGAUUUAUUUGUAUAGCUUAUAAGAAAGAUUGUAUAAAUAAGUUAUCUCCUUAUAAAUAAAAUUAUUAUAACAAAAAACUGGAUAUUAUGUGGUUCUUAUACAUAUGUGAUAUACACAUUGUUACAAAACCUAAAUAAAACUAAAAACUCAAUUUCAGUUUGUAAAACUAGCCCAAAGUAAAGCAAUGCAACGCUAGCGGAAAACAGAAAAGUUUAACUAUAGCAAAUACAGGAAUCUUAUUCAUAAAACAAAGUUUUAAUGUAGCAACGCCAAGCUCAAGUAAAGCUUAACUUUUAACUUUCUCAUUGAUAUGUUGAUAUAAUGUAAACCACAGUGUUUUUAAUGAUGCUGGGAAAACAUUUAAAAUUCAUAUUUAUAAAAUUAGAAAACUUAAAAAUAUUUUAGAUUAUCGCUCAUAUAAUUUAAUUCACAAUAACAUACAAGAGAAAGUUAAAUUACCGAUACAAAAUGAAAAACAUUUCACCACAAAAUAAAAAGAAAAAUUGGAUACAAAUUUUUAGAAAACCAAAAUUAAAUUUGAUAGUAUUUGUAUACUGCCAGUACUUCAUAUUUAUCCAACAUUUCAACUUAGUAGAAGCACAACUUUUAUUACCCACGCGUGACCCAAGAUUUUAUUCAAGAGAAGGAGUUGAUUUUCCUGUUCAAAACCCUGGGGAUCCAGAUUAUCGAACUUAUACACACAAUGAUCGACGUUAUGGAUUUUAUCAGCCUAAUGGUUAUGGACAAAAAUAUCCUGGACAGUAUAAACCUGAUCAGUAUCCUCAAGGCUAUCCGCAAGGGCAGGAUACGUUUCGAUAUGAUCCCAACAAUCCCAGCAUUCCGUUAACUCCUUUUCCCGGUAUUCUCGGAGGAUGGCGCAAGGAUCUCCAAGGAAAACAGCGUCCAGAUUCAGUAACAUUAGACCCACAAAGGAAUGUUUUUGUUACAACUAAUUAUGGACAAGUUCAAGGAUUUAAGGUGGCAAUAUAUGACGACCCCGAUCCAAAAUCAUUUUAUCGACCAUAUCACAGUCCAGUUGACCAAAAGAAAGGGGAAUGUUCGGUUUUUCUUGGAAUCCCUUACGCCUUACCACCAGUAAAUGAAGGGCGUUUUAAACCUCCGCGAUUACAUCGUGGUUGGCAACUUCUUCAAGCUGUAGACUUUGGACCAGCUUGCCCACAACAUCCUCGUUUUACAGGUGCAACAAAAGGAAUACGUGACGUUCACGAAGAUUGCUUAUAUCUUAAUGUAUUUUCUCCAAAGACAGGUGGUGGAGCCGUUCCAGAAAAAUAUCCUGUUAUGAUUUAUAUUCACGGAGGACACUUUGAACGUGGAGCAUCAAAUUUGUUUCCGGGCCAUAUAUUAGCCACUUUUUAUAAUGUUGUAGUUGUUACCAUUAACUAUCGUUUGGGUGCUCUUGGCUUUCUUUCAACAGCAGAUGAAAACUCUCCAGGAAAUUAUGGAAUUCUUGAUCAAUCUAUGGCAAUACGUUGGGUCUAUGAGAAUAUAGAGUUCUUCAAUGGGGAUCGAAAUUUGAUUACGCUAUUUGGGCCAGACGCUGGCGCAGCUUCAGCUGGGCUAUUAGCUGUAGCGCCACAAACAAAGCAUAUGAUUGGUAGAGUAAUAGGUCUUUCUGGUUCUGCUUUCGCUGAUUGGGCAUUAAUUUCCGACAAAUAUAGGUCACAAAACACAAGCAGAGUUUUGGGCCAAAAAUUGGGAUGUUAUAUUGAUUCAAGUUGGAAGUUAGUAAAUUGUUUAAGAUCUCGUAGUUUUGAGGAGCUUGGAAAUGCUGAGUUGGACCCACAAGUUGGAACUUUUGCAUGGGGUCCCGUUUUAGAUAAAAACUUCACAUAUCCAGGUGAUGAUUGGUAUGAAGGUUGGCGAGAAAGUGAUUGGAAAUUUUUAUCGGAAAUGCCAGAAAAAUUGUACCGAGAAAAUAAAUUCAAUAAGGGACUACAUUACAUGACUGGUGUGACAACACAAGAGGCUGCGUCAUUUAUUUUUCAAAAUGAUAGUUUAAAACCCAAUUACAUAGUAGAUGAAAAGUUUUUCCAAGAGAAAAUACGUGAAUUUGUCUUACGUUAUAAUUAUACAUUAAAUCCAAAUGGUGUUUUCGAAGCAAUUAAAUAUAUGUAUACAUACCACCCAGAUCCUAAGAAUGUUACUUGGAUCAGGGAAAUGUAUAUAAACUUUCUCUCAGAUUUUUUGUACACUGCUCCAGUAGAUAAAAUGGCUAAGUUAUUAUUAGAGAAAAAAGUUCCAGUUUAUAUAUUCGUAUUAAAUACCACAAUUGAAGCAUUUAGCUACCCUGAGUGGCGAAAAUAUCCCCAUGAUAUUGAACACUAUCUUUUAACGGGGGCCCCAUUUAUGGACGUUGAAUUCUUUCCAACUGCAGCAAGAUUUGAAAGAAAUAUGUGGACAGACAAUGAUCGUAACAUGAGUCAUUUUUUUAUGCAAACAUUUAGCAACUUUGCAAGAUUUGGAAAUCCGACCCCUCAACAAGUUCUUGGGUUACAUUUUGAAAAGGCUUAUCAAGGUGAACUUAGGUAUUUAAAUAUUAAUACAACUUUCAAUUCUACAAUUAAAAUGAAUUAUCGGCAAACUGAGAGUGCAUUUUGGAUGCAGUAUUUACCAACCGUUAUUGGCGUCUUGAUUCCAACAUAUCCCCCAACUACAGAAUUUUGGUGGGAGCCACAUGAGCCAUUGCAAAUUGCUUUCUGGUCAAUGACAGCAGCUUGCCUGUUGUUAAUAGUAUUAGUCUUCAUAUGUUGCAUAAUGUGGAGAAAUUCAAAACUUAAAGCUGAUCGUCUUGAGGAAGAUAUAUUUUUUAUCGAUAACGUCGAAUCAACAAGAAGCGGUCCUAGUAUUACUGGUAUUGAAAACACACAUAUGCUUGUUCAUAACAACUCGGUUAAAUCACGAGAUAACAUUUAUGAAUAUCGCGAAUCGACUACAAAAAAAAAACCUCUUGCAGACGAUUCAUCCACACAUGCAGUAAGUUCAAUUGGUGUGACCCAGAAAUUUGGUAGUCAAAUUUCCCUGAAAAGUGGAAUUUCUGCUAAAGAUAAUACUUCUUCUUUCCAAAUACCAACAAUGACACAAUCCGUUGAACAAAAACUUCGAAAUAAAAUCGAAAAUGACCCCAAAAUAAAUACAAGUGGAACCGAAACUGUAUUUGGAGUAAAUAACGUAAAAGAAACAUCUAGAAAACAACCACAUUUUUCAUCAGAAGAAAAAAGUCUAUUAGUUAAAGAAUCGUGUAUAAUUUCCCCAGAAAAAGAUUCUAUUUCGAAUAGAUCUAUAACGGGUAAAAGUAGUUCAAUCAGUCAAACCCCUCCACUCGCUAGGCUGCGAAGUAAUGUAAAACAUUCUCCUAGGACUAUGUUGUUUGAAGGAAUACCACAAACAUCUGUAUAAAAUUAUAUAAAUGUGUAUAUACGAGUAUUUAGUUUUAAAAUUAGUUUUUUUUUCAUUUUUCAUUUUCCACACGUGCUUAGGCUCACAUUCAUAACAUUUAAUUAAAUAUAACUAAUAGAUAUAAUUAACCUAUUAUAAGUUUUUAUAAAGUCAAACACAUAAAUAUGUAAGAAAUAAUAGGUCUGGCUGGAAUAAAACUUGAAAAAACUUUAAAAAGAGAAACAAUGACGAAAUUUCCCCCAAAAAGAAAAAAAACUUUUCAUUUAAAAAAAAAAUAAACCAGACACAAAACUUUAAAAAACUUUAUGUAAGUUAUUAAAAUUUCAAAGUGUUUAUCAAACAUAAACAAAUAUUUUUUGGUUAUACCAAAAACUGAAAAUUUUGACUUUCUAAGUUGGUCUUUUCUAAGUUCCACACUUUUAUGGCUCAAAAUCAAAAUUUUCUGUUUUUUUUUUUAAGCAAAAAAUUUGUUUAUGUUUGAUAAAUAUUAAGAAAUUUGACGUUUAUCUAUUUUUCUUUAUUUUUGCGAGAAAUCACGUCAUUGUUUUCUCUUUUUUAAGUUUUUUAAGUUUUAUACUAGACAGACCUAAUUUUUCAGUCUACAAUAAAAUUGCAUUUUGUCAAUAAACAAAAAUUACAUUUUCCACUACUGUUUUCUUUAAACGAACUCUAUUAAAAGUUAUUACUAAAUAUAUUCAUUCAUACAUCAAAAAUAAUAGUAACGCCGAAAACAAAGGAUAGAGUUCCACAACAUUAUAUUUUUUCAUAGCGAAAAUUACUAAUAAAAACAUUUAACCCUUAAAAUAA